This is a messenger RNA of Cladophialophora psammophila CBS 110553, 348 nucleotides long. RefSeq lists its product as uncharacterized. The record is from RefSeq and is a predicted model, not a curated record. The coding region runs from base 1 to 348 and encodes 115 amino acids. NCBI's taxonomy places the organism in Eukaryota, Fungi, Ascomycota, Eurotiomycetes, Chaetothyriales, Herpotrichiellaceae. The transcript has 2 exons.
AUGUCUUUCCUCUACCAAACAACUCCCGUCAUUCGCACCGCAGUGCGAUCGUCCGUGGUACGCUCCUCACUUCGCCUCUUCUCUACCACAAACAUUCAGAAUAAGUCCGCCACCGAAACGGUCAAGGACGGCCUCAAGACGGUCGACCGAGCAGUUUCAGAUGUUGCAGUUGCCGGCAUCGACAAAGGAGUGGAACUGAAAGACAAAGCCGCCGAAGCCAUUGGCGUCGAGACUAAGAAGGCCGAAGGCACUGCCUACCAAGUUGCUGGUGAAGCCAAAGGCAAAACUGCUGAACUCUCAGGCCAGGCAAAGGGCAAGGCAGAGGAAGUCAAGGGCAAGAUGUCGUGA